Molecule: messenger RNA, 7640 nt
Organism: Culex quinquefasciatus (southern house mosquito)
Lineage: Eukaryota; Metazoa; Arthropoda; Insecta; Diptera; Culicidae
Gene: Bsg
Exons: 10
Coding region: 698-2842 (714 amino acids)
Biological process (GO): cell-cell adhesion
Cellular component (GO): cell-cell junction
Molecular function (GO): cell adhesion molecule binding
Source: RefSeq, a predicted model, not a curated record
GUGUUAUACGGACGGAGUUUUGGCUGGCUGUCAAAAAAUUAUUGAAAAUUUUUCACUCCUCUCGAUCACUCGAGCCAAAUCCGUAUCGUCGGUCGCAGCAGUAUCGCGAUUCGCAGUCCGGUGUCGGUUGUUCCGUCGUGUCAUGAAAUUCUAGCGUGAGAGUGAUAUUUUCCUUCUUCGGUUCGGUUAUUCCUGUAAAUAUAUGUAUAUGCGUUAAUUUUAAUUACCGCUCGGAGCAAAGUGAAGAAGAGAAGAAAGCAAAAAAAGAAAGAAGAGAGAGAGGAAUAAAUUAAGUCGUUAAAAAUUAUCAAUAGAAAAAAAUCAGUGUCCAAGCUGCCGGAGAAGAAAAAAGAGGAAAAGCUUGGCUGUUUUGCGGGAAAGCGAAGAAAAAAAGUGUCGGAAAAGCGAGUGAGUGAGUGAAGCAAGAGGAUAUCGCGACCGCGUGAGACGUGAAGUCGAGGAAAAGUGGAGCAGCAAAGUGGAUCAUCAUUCCUAGACCGUCGUCGUCGUCGUCGCGUGGAGCAGUGCCAGCUAGAAUCAGCGGCCAGAAGCUAGCGCCUUUGGCCGAGUUCCCGAGCAGACCAGCGAGUGGAAAAUUACGGUCGCUUCUUCCGAAAACGAGCAGCAGCAGCAGCAAGCAACGCCAGCCAGCCGACCAGUUCAUCUUUUUCAUGAAAUCGGGUCGAUAAUCGUCAAGAUGGAGUGCAAAUUGAUUUCACGAUAUUCGCCACUAUUUGUGCUAUUCUUAGCAUCACUAGUCAAUGCACAAACAGGUCGCAAACGGGACGUGAACAAUCUGUACCAGGUGAUCUACUACGGGGACUCGCAAACCGAGGUCGGCAAACCGUUCGCGAUCUCGUGCAUCAUCUCGAUCGCCGACCCGGUCGAGUGGCACAAGGACGGCGAGCCGCUGCGGAAGCACAGCAACAUCCGCCACGGCAAGGACGAGCACUCGUACAUCGAGAGCGAGAUGGGCAUCGCAGGCAACCGGGACAAGAUUGAGGCCACCAUUAGCGUGCAGAGGGCGCUGCCGAAGCACCAGGGGCGCUACCAGUGCAACUCACUGUACAAGAACUAUCACAUGCUGUACGUCCACCGGAAUGCGUCCGACGGUAGCGAAAAGAUGAUGCCCGGCCGCCGAGGUCCGCCCGAGUCCAUCCUCGACAAGCUGGACGAGCCCGUCGUGGGGCCCCUGCUGUUGACCUCGAUGCGUCCUCCACUGAUAACUUCAAUCGCCGAGUUGCACCAUCCGCUAUCGACUCCCGAAUCGGGACCACUAGCGCCACUGGAGACGCACCAUCAUCACCAUCACGUCGAUAAGACAGACAAAGCGGCCUCGCACAAGCCCGAUUCCGGCCAUCGAGCCAAAGAGCCGCUGGAAGGUCAACAACUCACCGGCAAAGCUAAUAAUCACAUCAAAGUCGUCGAUAGUGAAGACCCCACCCCGGAUAGCGACAAAGACAACGAAGCCAUUGUUGAGGACACCCGGGAAGACGGUCCAUCCGGGUACGGAGGCAUCGAAGAAGCCCCACCACCACCGCCCCUCUUCGAAGAUAACGUCGCACCCCCCGCCAUCGACGAAGACGACUCCAUAGACGAGGAGCAGGACUCCAUCGUCAUCGAGAGCAAGGACGUAUCGCUCGAAGACAGCCUCAUCGACAAGUUGAUAAUGAACAAAAGUGAGAUAAACGGCAUAAUCCGGGUUGACGACAGCGAAGAACAGCCCCCGCCCCGCCAACACCAGCACCAGCACCGCCCCCCAUCUUCCGGCGGUUUGGGCAAGCAGCUGGACCGCAUCCGGGACAGUAGCAACAGCCAGAACAACAUGCUGAUUGCAGCGGCCGUCAUCCCCACGACCUCCUCCACCUCAACAACCGCCCUCGUCACGGUCCCACAAACCCCGCCAACAACAACAACCACAACCACCACCACCACUUCAACGACCACCACGUUGAUGCCGCUGGCCCCGGUCCAGAAGCAGCACGUGGAGACGCACGGUGGACAUCACCACCACCACCAUCACGAACAUCAACAGCAGCAGCAACAGCAACACUCGGCAACGGUUGCGCCCGUUUCAGAUAUCCUGCAUCCCAACUACGACGAUCCCAGCUCUAGUUUAAAGUAUUUCGAUAUCGCGAAAGCUCUUACACUCGGUUGUAAUAUCACGAAAGAGGGAGAUUAUGAGUUAAGUUGGGCGAAAGACGGAAAGAACGUGAGCGACGUCGAAUCGCUCAAUAAUCGCUUCAGGAUCAUUAAGGAGGAGAAGAAGUUCAUCAUCAGCCGGGCGCUGGAGAGCGAUGCUGGCGUGUACACGUGUAGUGUGCCCGUGUUGAACGCGUCCAGAACUAUUAAUGUAUUAGCAAAUGUUAUUGUUAAAUUUGAAAGCACAGAAAUAGGUAAAACAAACAUGGUGGAAGGUGAAACUCUCACGCUGCACUGCUUGGCGUUCGGAUCAGCUCCGAGAAUCACCUGGAUUGUCGGCAACCAGAGCCUCAGUGCGAGCACGGACCACAUCCAGCUGCAGGAGGACGACAAGGGCGUCGAGAACGCCCGGCUCACCAUCUCGGCCGUCACGAUGGCCGACUACACCGACUAUACCUGCGAGGGUCGGAACAACGCCACGGACAUCUCCGGCAAGCCGGCCCAUGUCUCGAUAACCGUUAGAAUUAGAGGAAAAUACGCUGCGCUGUACGUAUUCGUGGGUAUCAUUGCCGAAGUUGUUGUAUUAUGUAUCAUUAUUUUGAUAUGCGAAAGAAGACGUAACAAGACAGAAAUCGAGGAGAGCGACACCGAUCAGAGUCCAGACCAGAGAAGGAGAAAAAGUUCACGAAACUAUAACUAAUAAUAAAUUCUAUUGUACUGCUAAAGAAAAACUCUUUAAGAAAUUGUUAAAUAAAGCUUAGUUAUAACGUAGUGAUACAUGAAGUAACGAGAAGGAAGAUUAUUAUGAUAACCUAGACUACGAUGGAAAAUUCCGGUAAAAAGUACUUUACGAUAAAAAUAAAUCACAGCAACAGAAGAAAAACCUGAAUUUCCAUAUUCAAACAAAUUGGUUUAUACUUUGGCCCCAAACACCUAACCACGUUGAAAGCUAGCUGCAGAUUCGAUAAAAAAACGAUAGAAUUUACAACAAAAAAAAAACAAAAAUGGCUAGCCUAGCGAAUCCUGCCCGCUUCGAACAGGGAUGUCGAUCAUGAGAAGAAAAAAAAACUUUAAACCCACCAGAGAACUUAUCCUAGCGCAGAACAAACUAAACAAACUUAGACUUCUUUCCACGUUCGAACGAAAUCCUGACAGGGAGAAAGAAGGACGGAAAUCACUGCGUAACAACGUUAAUCUCGUGUAUUCUUUGGAGGUGAAACGACCGAAGUUACUAAACUCAACAAAGUACAGAAAAAGCGAGACCUACAAAAUGCGGCAGUUUAGGCUUGACGAGACAACCCCCAUUUUUGCGCGAGUGUGAGAAAUAGUUUUGUGAAAUUGAUUCAGAUAACCCAUACAUUAUACCACAGCUGCCCGUACAAAACGUUCGUCUCACGAUGAUCGACCCUUGAUGAUUUUUUUUCUGUUAAGAAAAAAUCGUUUCAGAAUUUCAGAAAAAAAAUAUCUUGCCGGAAAUUUGUCAAGAGUCGACCAUUGUAGGAUUUUUUUUCCAAUCCAAGUAGGUACAAAACAUCACUGAAGAAAUGCGUUUGCGAUCAUGAAUUUAAGAAAAACGCCAUCAUCUUAGUGAUAGUUUAGCAAAGGCAUGAUCAAACUAAGGUAGUAGCUUAAAAAAGCCGAUUUGCGUAGGAUAAAUCAAACGAUCAUCGCAGGAGCACUCUUUUAUAUGAAAAAAAUAAAACGCAAAACCAAAACAAUGCCAGAGAACAUCAAAGCAAAUGCAAACUAGUUCGUGCAACUAGACGAAAAACAAAGACUAACCAAAAUAUCACAUAGCGAGCAUUACAAGUAAACAAAAAUACGCGAAACACUUACUAGUCUUGGGUGCGUUCCAAGACGGUAGAGAGAAGUGGUAGUGAGCAAUGUGUUGUCUACUUGUUGAUAAAGUAUUAGUGACAGCUCGACACUUCGUUGGCUGGGCGCGCAACAUGCUAUUGGUCUUCGCAUCAUACGUUACCCACAGCAUGCGACGAUUUACGUCAGACAUGCCUUCUUUGGGUGUACAGUCAACUCUCUGGUAGUCGAUCUUCGCUAUCUCAAUAUUGCUUCAUCUAUCGAUGGUUUCAUGAGUCCCUCCAAACCGCUUACUUUGAUGCUCUUCUUUCCUCUAUAUGCUCUUGAUUCUUUCUGGAUGGUUCCUUGGAUUACAAUAUUUCAUCUUUCUCAUGGCUUUCAGAUCUUUUUUCUUUGUGAAACGAAGCUUCGAAGGAUUUUUCAUUUUUCUUUUUGUUUGCUGGACAUUGUGAAUGUUUUCUUCCAUAGCUGGGUAUCAACAAAAAUAUAUGUUCAAUCGAACCUUCAUUUCUGCAAACUAGUACUUCUCUUUCUCCCUUGGAUCCCUUGGAUAUUGACAACCAGAGAGUCGACUGUACUUUUAUUAAUAAUUUGAUUCCCUUUUGAUUUUUUUGUAGCAAAACCACCUAAAAAGCUACAGUAAAGCUCGUUUGAUCAGAACAGUAUCUAGAAAAGCUUUUAUUGACGAUAACCAAAAAUCCAACUCUACACGGAGAGAAAAGAGUUCCCAAAAUCGUGAACAAGCGUUCAUGAAAAUGAAAACCUCGAACAAAGUGUUCAAAUCCCAUGGUACGAUUUUGAAAAAGUACCUGAAAUUUGAACACUUUGUUCGUGGUUCCCAUUUUCAUGAACGCCUGUUCAAGAUUUUGGGAACUCUUUUUUCUCCGUGUAAUCGGUAGGAAGCAAUUUGGCUUUGAGUAUUUAUUCUUAAUUCAUAAACCAGAGUUGAUUUGUGGACCCAAAAAAUGUUUUUAAAAAAAACGAAACCAACUUUAGCCUAAAGAAGGCUACGUUUUGCAAAUUCUUACUUUUUUUACACGUUGAAAAAAUAAAUUUUUGAAUUCACUGUGUGUGAGAAUAAGAUAAAAAUCACAUAAAAUAGAAUGAAGAAGGCAUUACAGAAGAUUGUUGGAAAUCUUCAACUGUAAAUAUUGUAUUAUAAAAAAGUAAUUUAACAGAGAUAAACAAAUAUAAAAUAAAUAAAAUCGAAAACAGAAGCGCGGUUUAAGCAACCAAUUUCACCACUUCAUUUUUCUCUCAGUGUACUUUUAUCGUUCUUUCGUUGUUUCAGCUAGAGGUGAUACAGUUUUGGGUAGGCAAAAAAUAAUAAUUUCGAAUCGUUACCUAGCGAAAUAUUAAGUAUAAAGUAAAAAAAGUGGUAUCGUAGACGAUUUAGUUAAAAAUAUAAAAUAAAGAGCAAAGUAUUAGUCAGUACUGCGUUGGAAACGUGUCGCGAACGCGGGGUGGAGGGAAAAAAAUUAUAAACUAAUACUAAAAAUACGCUUUACCUAGUUGAGAUUUUAAAACCGUACAAGUUUGAAAACCUUACACAAACACGAAGCUACUCACUCACAGACUCCAAGCAUCGUUUGAUCAAGUUUUUUUUAUUCGAAAACAACAGUUUUGAUGAUUUUAUUUUGUUUGAAUUUAAAAUAAAAGAUGCAUUCAGAUUUUUUUAAAUGGGAUCUUUAUUUCAGCAUUAAAAAUAAAAAAAUAUAAUUUUACUAAAAUUCUUCAAACAUGGACAAAGCAAUGUUAGGUUACAGACCUCUAAAUAACGGUAUAAAACAGUUGAAUUGAUCGCAACCUUGAAAACACAAAAACCAAAAAAAUCACAAAAGUGAAUAAAAAAAAUAGUUACAGUAGGUAUCUUUGACUAAUUAAAAUUAAGUAAGAUUAAAGCAAAAAAAAGAUAUUAUGAAUUUAGAAGGCAAACAAACCUUAGAGCUAAUAGGAAUAUCGAGUAAAAUUAUAUUUUUAAAACUGUGGAACAAAAGCCAAACAUUUUGGAAAAUUGUGGUCGCAGUUUCGCUAAUAUUUUUUUGCAGAUAUCGGAUGCAUGAAUCAAUUAAGUUUAGUUCUGGCAGAAUUCACGAAAAUUCUGCGUUUUUCACCACGCAGCAUUCUGUUGAUGAACCUCGAAACAUUCCAUCGGCACCAACAUACAAAAACCUACAGACAUGUAAAUUACUUGAAUGUGUGGGUUAAAACUACCUUCACUUUAACUUGCAACAAAUAAAUCAGUUUCACUCUUUAAAAAAAGGGGGCAAAAUACUACAUUUUACAUCAAUUUGAAUUGUGGAAAUCACUGAAAUUAUUAUCCACACAAAACAAAAAAAAACACGAAAACUCCAAUGUUCCUCUUCUACGAAAAGCAAAAGUAUUGAUUUUACAAUACUUUGGAAAUUAAAUGAAUGAAAAAAAAACAAGCGAAACAUUUUUCCUUUUUGAAAUGCUCUGGAUACAAACAAAAAAUACAAAGCAUUUUGGUUCUCUUGACGCCAAAGGCAAUGAGAAUAUACAUAGUGUAAAUAUUAAACAAAUAAAAAAAAUACAUUCAACAAGCCUACCAAAUUUGGCAGUUUCCCUGCGCAGAACUAAUGGAUUAAAUAAAUUUGAUGGAAGCGUUAGACUCACACUCACACACAUAUUCUCACCACCAAUAGCAUUACUCACAGCGACUCACUAAAAUCUCACCUACUCACACACGGAACCACAUUUCAAAUAACAUCAGCAAAAUGUUUCAAUCAAGAUAACCACACAUUCGAUAGGCGUAAAAUGGUAUUUGCAAAAUACUGAAAAAACAAAGUCCCACAUAAUGAAAUAAGCACUUUUCAAUCUCAGCAAAUAAAAAAAAUGUCAACAGAACGAGUUAAACCAAAAAGAGAAAAGAACUAAAAAAAAUCGAUGAGAAAAGGUGAAGAGAAAUUUGAAAACACAUUUUUAGAUGCACGAAGUUGAUCAACAAAAUACUUAAAAUGAACACACAAAACAAAAAACUUUCACCAUCAAGCAGCAAAACUCGACAAACCCUACUAACAAAUUCCAGCAGCGUGUGACCUUUUGUUUAUUUAUUCUGAGUAACAAGAAACAUACAAGAACUUUAAAACAACCAUGAAACAGAAAGUUAUCCUGACUGCUUAUUGAAUGAAAAGAAUCGUGCAAAAACUUAAGAAAAAAAUCAUUUACAAUUGAGUAAACAACAACUCAAAAAAAGAUGUUCUUUUCACAAAUCACCAUAUUAAACUUUUCAAAAAUAAAAAGUGACGAGAACAGAUUGAACUUAUUUCCGGAUACUAAAGGAAAUAGCCACAAAAACAAUAAUCUUGAACACUAACCCCCGUUUGUUGAAGCAAAAAUGCCAUCAGUUGAUUGUUAAUUUCGUCUUAUUGGUAUUGUUCGUUAGUUUUGUUUGAAAAUAACCAAAAUUCAAUGCGAAAGUAGGACAGCAAAAAAAACAAACAAAACACAUACAAGCAGCGUAAGAACACAAUUCAAAGGAAUAUUGCAGAUAAACAGCAAAGGAAAAAAAAAACAAAACAACCAAAAUACGCCGACACAGAAAACAAGCAGAAAAUCAUAGAAUAUUUAAAGAAACUGAGAAAAAAGAAAUGAGAAACUACAGAUAUUGUUAUUAUGUAUAAUGUUUGACCAAUAAAAAGUGAACAGUUGAUUUAAAAUAA